CUACGUAAAUAUUAUGGUUUGAACCUAAAAUAGAUAGUAGAUUUUGAACCAACCGGAUUCCAAGAAAUCGAACCGAGCCUCCCACUGCUGAUGUAACCAAUCGCUUGUGGCAACAGUUGUACGGUUUCCGGUUUCACUGACACAGACGCGAAAGGGACGCCAUGCGCUGCCACUGCGGCGUUCUAUAGCGACACGCAUACAGCCAGCGCUAGCGCUUUAUCUGUAGCUUCCAGUGGUUCGGUUAUAAGGUCAUGCCGACACCGAGUCAGAAUGCCCUGUUUGGAAUGGGCAAUCCUUUGCUGGAUAUCUCUGCUGUGGUGGACAAAGAUUUUCUGGACAAGUAUGGCCUGAAACCCAAUGAUCAGAUCCUAGCAGAAGAAAAACACAAAGCUCUAUUUGAUGAGAUUGUGAAGAAGAGUAAAGUUGAGUACCAUGCAGGCGGCUCCACCCAGAACUCGGUCAAAAUUGCACAGUGGAUGAUUCAGGAGCCGCAUAAGGUGGCAACCUUUUUUGGCUGCAUAGGGAAGGAUCACUUUGGGGAGAUUCUUAAGCAGAAGGCAGCAGAGGCACAUGUGGAUGCACAUUAUUAUGAACAGAAUGAAGAGCCCACAGGAACCUGUGCUGCUUGCAUCACUGGGGACAACAGGUCCCUGGUUGCAAACCUGGCAGCUGCAAAUUGCUAUAAUAAGGAGAAGCACCUGGACUUGGAGAACAACUGGGGCUUGGUGGAGAAAGCCAGAGUCUACUACAUCGCUGGUUUUUUCUUGACCGUGUCUCCAGACUCCAUUCUGAAAGUGGCCAAACAUGCAUCUGAUCGCAACAAGGUGUUCGGCCUGAACCUCUCGGCGCCUUUCAUCAGCCAGUUCUUCAAAGAGCCCCUCAUGAAGGUUAUGCCAUAUGUGGACAUCCUGUUUGGCAAUGAGACGGAGGCAGCGGCUUUUGCUAAGGAGCAGGGGUUUGAGACGGAUGAUGUAGCAGAGAUUGCACGGAGGGUUCAGCUCCUCCCUAAAGUCAAUAAGAACAGGCAGAGAAUUGUAGUGUUCACUCAGGGCAGAGAAGACACAGUAGCUACUGUGGGUGAUAAGGUGACAAUGUUUCCUGUGUUGGAUAUCGAUCAGAAUGAUAUUGUGGACACUAAUGGAGCAGGAGAUGCUUUUGUAGGAGGGUUUCUGUCAGAGCUGGUUCAAGAGAAGACUCUGGAACAGUGUAUUCGGGCAGGCCACUAUGCUGCCAACACUAUUAUUCGACGCUGUGGUUGCACCUUCCCUGAGAAACCAGACUUUCAAUAACAGCUCUCCUCUUCUCUCAACCCUGUUCCCUUUAUUCUCCAGCUUUGGAUCUUUCCAGUUCUUAUUUCUUCUCUUAAAUUCCCUGAACAGACGCCUGCAACAUAACUUGCGUGCCUCUACGUAUGUUUACAGUUCCUCUGAGGACAUUCUAAAGCGAUUGAUAAACACUUGAACCUGAUUGGUUGAACCAAUCAGGCAGUGGCAGUCUAACCCCACCCAUGGCUCUCUAAACCAGUUUUCACUCCUCCACGAGUGAGAAGAAAUGAUGUCUGAGUCAGCUGACCUGCACCUGCUUGGGACUGAUUUUACUGUAUGAAUUGUAAAAUAUAAAUGUGACCUGAAAAUCUUACAGAAAGGGCUUUUAAUAAAAUAUCAGUCUGGUUUUCUGCCAGUCCAAAGUUAUGCUCAAGAAGUUUUUGUGCUGCUCACCUGAUCAGUGAGCAGAUCAGCAGGUGUGAUCAAUCCAUGCAUUGCCAGCUUGAGCUAGAAGCCAUCUCUGAGCUGUGAGCUCUCUGUGGAGUCUCUUUAGAGCAAACAUAUUCAAAAAACUGGAAAUUAUAGAAUAAAUCAUGUUGACAAUUAAC
Molecule: messenger RNA, 1873 nt
Organism: Electrophorus electricus (electric eel)
Lineage: Eukaryota; Metazoa; Chordata; Actinopteri; Gymnotiformes; Gymnotidae
Gene: adkb
Product: adenosine kinase b
Biological process (GO): purine ribonucleoside salvage; purine nucleobase metabolic process
Cellular component (GO): nucleus; cytosol
Molecular function (GO): adenosine kinase activity
Source: RefSeq, a predicted model, not a curated record